Molecule: messenger RNA, 399 nt
Organism: Haemonchus placei
Lineage: Eukaryota; Metazoa; Nematoda; Chromadorea; Rhabditida; Trichostrongylidae
Source: the annotation of a GenBank genome assembly
UGCCCUAUCCCGAAAGUGAAAAUGCUACGUGAGGUUGCUCCUGAAGAGUUGGAUUUUAGUGGAAAAUCUGGUAAUCUGCGACAUGCUUUCGAUGAGGAGCUAGUAUACCUAACCACUUCCAAGCUUAUGUUUUCCCGCGUUAAGGAAGACGUUCGGGAGUGUGCCGUCAUGGCGUUCGUUCCACCGCGGUGCUUCAUUUUUUGUGAUGGAAAGGGUAACGAGAAUGAUGAAAGGCUCCUCUCUAUAAGCGAAGGUCUAGAGAAUGCGAUAAUAAAUGGGUCUUCAGCUGUGUCUUCAAGCAUAAGACCCGGCGAAGCUCUGGUCGGUGCCCGUGAUGGUGUGUACAUGCGUGUUGCUGUGCUGCAUGGUGAUGUAUGUUACUUUCUUUGCUGCUCUUGA